This is a messenger RNA of Caenorhabditis angaria, 800 nucleotides long. Lineage: Eukaryota; Metazoa; Nematoda; Chromadorea; Rhabditida; Rhabditidae. The record is from the annotation of a GenBank genome assembly.
AUGGCACCAUCUACUAAUGAUCAAGCACCUUUUGUGAUUUUGGAGACGAGUAUGGGAAAAAUCGCAUUGGAAUUAUAUUGGGAUCAUGCGCCGAGAACUUGUAAGAACUUUUCGCAAUUGGCAAAACGGGGAUAUUAUAAUGGAACGAUUUUUCAUCGAAUUAUUGCUGGAUUUAUGAUUCAGGGAGGAGAUCCAACUGGAACUGGUUUGUUGUUUUUUGGAGAAUUCUGAAAUUCAAUGAUUUUUUAAAAUCAAACUUUGAUGAGCGAAAAAUUGAGUAUUGAUGAAAAAUUUUGAUCAUUUCUAUAAAAUUCAACGUUUUUUUGGAAAGAAUGAUAAAAAUACUUUGUUAUACAAAAAGAUCAAAAUAUUCUGAAAAAUAACAUUCACUGAAAAUUAUCGAAAAUCCUGAACACCCUGCGAAUUUUCCAAAAUCUUGAAUUUCCAGGUCGCGGCGGUGCUUCAAUUUACGGCGAUCGAUUCGCUGAUGAAAUCGACGAACGUCUCAAACACACUGGCGCCGGUAUUUUAUCAAUGGCCAAUGCCGGACCAAACACAAAUGGCUCACAAUUCUUCGUCACUCUUUCACCAACUCAACAUCUUGAUGGAAAACAUACGAUUUUUGGAAGAGUUGCCACCGGAAUGAAGGUUUGCAACAUUUUAUUUGUUUUGCAUUUGUGGGUGUUUUUCAGGUGAUUGCUAAUAUUGGUCGAGUUGAUGUUGAUAAUCAUGAUAGACCAAAAAUGGAUGUGAAAAUAUUGAAAGCAUAUCCAUCUGAUGAAUCUUUGUUGUCUGCGUAG